This is a messenger RNA of Lacerta agilis (Sand lizard), 4037 nucleotides long. It is a transcript of the gene TCERG1, whose product is annotated as transcription elongation regulator 1. Lineage: Eukaryota; Metazoa; Chordata; Lepidosauria; Squamata; Lacertidae. Gene Ontology annotation, cellular component: nucleus. The record is from RefSeq and is a predicted model, not a curated record. Gene Ontology annotation, molecular function: transcription coregulator activity; RNA polymerase binding.
CAGAGUCGGCUGGUGAUGGCGGAACGAGGAGGAGGAGGAGGAGGCGGCAGCGCGAGUGGCGGAGCAGGCGGCGGCGAAGGGGACGCUGGGGCGGCGGAGCGGUACAACAAUGAGAUGAGAAUGGCUCAACAGCAAGCACUGAGAUUUCGUGGACCAGCUCCUCCACCAAACUCUGUCAUGAGAGGUCCGCCACCUCUUAUGCGACCACCUCCACCUUUUGGUAUGAUGCGAGGCCCUCCACCACCACCCCGGCCUCCAUUUGGACGUCCUCCAUUUGAUCCAAAUAUGCCUCCAAUGCCCCCAGGAGGAAUUCCUCCACCUAUGGGACCUCCACAUCUACAGAGACCACCUUUCAUGCCUCCUCCGGGAAAUAUGCCACCACCUCCUGGUAUGAUGUUUCCUCCAGGGAUGCCACCUGUCUCUGCACCUGGAACACCAACAAUGCCGCCUACUGAAGAGAUCUGGGUAGAAAACAAAACUCCAGAUGGAAAGGUUUAUUACUAUAAUGCACGGACACGUGAGUCAGCAUGGACCAAACCUGAUGGAGUGAAAGUUAUUCAGCAGUCUGAACUGACACCAAUUCUUGCUGCUCAGGCUCAGGCCCAGGCUCAAGCCCAGGCUCAAGCCCAAGCCCAAGCUCAAGCUCAAGCUGUAGGUGGUUCCACACCUACUACUAGUAGUCCUGCAUCAGUAUCUCCAUCUCCAUCAUCAAAGUCAUCUACAACGUCUACUAGUACCACAACAACGUCUGCUUCUCAAACAGUUUCCACACCUACAACACAAGACCAGACCCCCAGCUCAGCUGUUUCAGUUGCCACACCUUCAGUCAGUGUUUCAACCUCUGCUCCUUCUGCUACAUCUGUGCAGACUGUACCCCAGCCAGUCCCACAGACUUUGCCUCCUGCAGUACCUCAUGCAGUACCUCAGCCGACAGCAGCAAUUCCUGCUUUCCCACCAGUAAUGGUACCUCCAUUUCGUGUUCCUCUUCCUGGCAUGCCUAUUCCACUUCCAGGUGUCUUGCCAGGAAUGGCUCCUCCUAUUGUACCUAUGAUCCAUCCUCAGGUUGCUAUUGCCGCUUCACCUGCUACAUUGGCUGGAGCAACAGCAGUCUCUGAAUGGACAGAGUACAAAACAGCAGAUGGGAAGACUUACUACUAUAAUAAUAGGACACUGGAAUCAACAUGGGAGAAGCCUCAAGAACUGAAGGAGAAAGAAAAAGUAGAAGAGAAGAUGAAAGAAAGCAUUAAGGAGCCUGCCGGACCCUUGCCUAUGGAAACCGAAGAGGAGGAACCUAAAAUUGAACCUAUCAAGGAACUUAUAAAGGAGGAACCAAAAGAAGAAGAAAUGACUGAAGAAGAAAAAGCAGCUCAGAAAGCAAAACCUGUCGCUACCCCUAUUCCUGGUACUCCAUGGUGUGUGGUGUGGACAGGUGAUGAGAGGGUUUUCUUUUACAACCCUACCACACGUCUGUCUAUGUGGGACAGACCAGAUGACUUAAUUGGAAGAGCAGAUGUGGAUAAAAUUAUUCAGGAGCCUCCUCACAAAAAAGGAAUAGAUGAAUGUGAAAAAACAAAGGAUGCUAAUAGAGGCCUCUCUUACAGUAAAGAAGAGCAUGAAAUGCUAGAUGAAACAAAUGAUGAUGAACCUAUUAAAGCAAAGAAGCGGAAGUAGUUGUGAAACAAAGACAUUGAUUCAGAGAAGGAGGCUGCCAUGGAAGCUGAAAUUAAAGCUGCUCGAGAGAGAGCAAUUGUCCCGCUGGAAGCACGAAUGAAACAGUUCAAGGACAUGCUACUUGAAAGAGGGGUUUCUGCAUUUUCUACUUGGGAGAAGGAGCUACACAAGAUAGUUUUUGAUCCCCGCUACCUGCUUCUUAACCCUAAAGAAAGAAAACAGGUAUUUGAUCAGUAUGUGAAAACCAGGGCAGAAGAAGAGCGCAAAGAGAAGAAAAAUAAAAUAAUGCAGGCUAAGGAAGAUUUCAAGAAAAUGAUGGAAGAAGCGAAGAUUAAUCCCAGAACUACUUUUAGUGAAUUUGCAGCCAAGCAUGCUAAAGACUCGCGAUUCAAAGCAAUUGAAAAAAUGAAAGACCGGGAAGCCUUGUUUAAUGAGUUUAUCACAGCAGCAAGAAAGAAGGAAAAAGAAGAUUCGAAGACCAGAGGAGAGAAGAUCAAAAUGGACUUCUUUGAACUGUUAUCUAAUCACCACUUGGACAGUCAGUCUCGCUGGAGCAAAGUGAAGGACAAAGUAGAGACUGACCCUCGUUACAAAGCUGUGGAUAGCUCUUCACAAAGGGAGGAUCUUUUUAAGCAGUACAUUGAGAAAAUAGCCAAAAAUGUGGACUCUGAAAAAGAAAAAGAACUGGAAAGACAGGCUCGCAUUGAAGCAAGUUUGCGUGAACGAGAGAGAGAAGUUCAGAAAGCUCGCUCUGAACAGACAAAGGAGAUUGAUAGAGAACGAGAGCAGCACAAACGAGAAGAGGCCAUUCAGAAUUUCAAAGCUCUCCUAUCUGAUAUGGUGCGAUCUUCAGAUGUGUCAUGGUCCGAUACUAGAAGGACACUUCGAAAAGAUCAUCGGUGGGAAUCUGGCUCCCUUCUAGAAAGAGAAGAGAAGGAAAAACUAUUUAACGAACACAUUGAGGCACUUACAAAGAAAAAGAAAGAGCAUUUCCGGCAACUUCUAGAUGAAACUUCAUCAAUUACCUUAACAUCAACAUGGAAAGAAGUAAAGAAAAUAAUUAAAGAAGAUCCCAGGUGUAUUAAAUUCUCCUCCAGUGACAGGAAAAAGCAAAGAGAGUUUGAAGAGUACAUCAGAGACAAAUAUAUUACAGCCAAAGCGGAUUUCAGAACGCUUUUGAAAGAGACCAAAUUUAUAACAUACAGAUCCAAAAAGCUGAUCCAGGAAUCUGACCAGCACCUGAAGGAUAUCGAAAAGAUAUUACAGAAUGACAAACGUUAUCUGGUACUUGACUGUGUGCCGGAGGAGAGACGCAAACUCAUUGUGUCCUAUGUAGAUGACUUAGAUCGCAGAGGUCCCCCACCACCUCCCACAGCUUCAGAGCCUACAAGACGAACAACAAAAUAAUUGUGACAUACUCUUGAACAAGAAUAUCUGUUAAGUCAAGAAGAUUGCAUGAGCCAUCGUCAGGUUUAAUUGUAUACAUUACCAUGAACCUAUUGCAAAAACCAUCCAAGGAGCAGAGAGAAAAGCAACAUUUGUGAACAUAAAGCAGUCUCUAUACAGAGAGAACAUUUGCAUUAUCGAUGCUUUUUCUCUUUGUCGCAUGACUGACAAAUAUUCUAACCAUGCAGCUAUUUCCAGUGAUUUUUAGGUCCUAGAACAAUGCGAUAUCUGUGUACAAGGUGUGAAUGUUGGUAGCAUUUUGAGGCGUUCUUGGCAGUGUUACAUGUGAAAGCCUUGGGAUGAUUGAUAUUUGUGGUUUGAAGUUAAGAACGGCAAAAAAUACCGCAGAUAUCCUAAUGGGAGAGCCAAGGUCAGGCAUUCUUAUGAUUAAACUAUUGACUGCUGAAGACCGCAGUAAGAUUAUGCCCCUUCAUGAACCUGAAAAUAUAGGGCCUAAUUCUCUACUCAUGUGUGGCCUUUCCUGUAUAUAAAUCAGGACUAACCCCAUUAAUGUCAGAUCCAGCAUGAGAGGAGAAUGAGCCUUGCAGUGACCAAAUUGAAUAAACACCAUUUGAUCUUGUUCACAGGCCUGCUUUGAUUCCCCCCUCUCCUUGUCCUCCCCAGUAGGCACAAUCAAGUUGCUUUGCCCAGUAGUCUGGUAAUGUUUUUGCUGUAAAUUGGAAAUGCACAGGAAAAAGUGUGUUCCCCAGGAUAGCACGGUUGUACAAAUACACUUUUAUUUUCCAUAAAGUGAUCUCUACCAACUUCUGGAUUAGAAUAUGAAGUUCCCUUCUGGGUAUUUCUUGUAAACUAUAUUCCUGUUUUGAAUGUUAAACUUGUGUUUCUAAAGUUUAAUUUUGAAAUGUUGGGAUUGUUCAGUUUACGUAUUUGAACGACAAUAAACCAACCCUUUUUAUAUA